AGUUGGACAAAGAAGGCGGAGCAAAGUUGCAUAACAUCAACAAAUUCACAGAAUGGAUCUGAUCAAAAUUACACCUGGCACGUUCGACAAUUCAUCACACCGAGCAAAGUUGACUCGUUGGCCGUUCUCAACAACUUGCUUGGUUUGCAUGUCGACCACGGUAAGUGUCUUCUAGAUGAGUGAUGUGACCGUACAUAAUAACCCAUGGGCGGCGGCGCCUGACCAUGGCUUCUAUCUCCCAAAGUAUAUCUUGAGUAUCUUAUCAGCAGCUCUGGCCACAUGACAAAACUGUCCAACAGAUGCUUCUCACUUAUCAGUUGAACCCUGCAGGCAGUCGACCCAUUCCUCGAUCCCGUCCUUAUUGACUGAUCUUUCAGAUCAAACCUCUGUCUUUAAGCGUGACCUUUCAAUAUACCUCAGAGAAUGACAUCCGCAUUUUUCUAUGGCACGUUGAUGCAUCCAGAAAUAUUGAAACGAGUCAUUGGAAACGACGGCAGUCAACUUCAAAUGUGCCCUGCUCUCUUGCCGGACUACACUAGACACCAGGUCAAGAAUGAGGAUUAUCCUGGUAUCCUGCCGUACUCGCAAAGUCGAGUGAUGUUUGAUCAUGACCUCAAUCCGGAUGAGAAAUCGGUACGAGGUUCUUUGGUGACUGGUCUAUCGGACGAAGAUGUCAAACUCCUUGAUGUCUUUGAAGGCGACCAAUAUACAAGAGAGUUGGUGCCUGUAUACCCACUAGGACCGUUGGUCAACAUAAGGGACAUACCACCGAUUGAGGUGAAGUCUCUGGUGCCCACGACACCUCCUCCGAUCCUUGAAUUGGCGGACCCUGUAGAGGUAAAUACCUACGUAUGGUGCUUUCCCUCUUCAGAACUCCGGGCACAGCUGUGGACAUUUGAAGAAUUUGUGAAGCUUAACGCGUGGAAGUGGAUCGGGUCAAGCGCUACUGACAACAAGUACUUUGACGAAGUGGAUAGAAGAAACGCUAUGGAGGGUGUGUAUAUUGAUGCGAGAAGUUGAAUAAGCUUUCCUCGAAGUUUUAUGUAGUCGGUCAACCCCGCAAUUGAAUUCAAAAGCUCUCACGGUUGCUACUACAAACAAA
Messenger RNA from Suillus bovinus, 1102 nucleotides. RefSeq lists its product as uncharacterized. The transcript is spliced from 4 exons. The record is from RefSeq and is a predicted model, not a curated record. NCBI's taxonomy places the organism in Eukaryota, Fungi, Basidiomycota, Agaricomycetes, Boletales, Suillaceae. Bases 424 to 1020 code for a protein of 198 amino acids.